Cariama cristata (Red-legged seriema) is the source of this 567-nucleotide messenger RNA. RefSeq names its product peroxisomal biogenesis factor 11 beta (gene PEX11B). Gene Ontology annotation, cellular component: peroxisomal membrane. Gene Ontology annotation, biological process: peroxisome fission; regulation of peroxisome size. The transcript has 2 exons. The record is from RefSeq and is a predicted model, not a curated record. NCBI's taxonomy places the organism in Eukaryota, Metazoa, Chordata, Aves, Cariamiformes, Cariamidae. The annotation marks the transcript as partial.
UUGCGCCUGGGCAGCUCGGCCGAGGCGUUGGAGGCGGCGAAAAGGGCCAUCCACCUGUCAGACAUGGUGCUGCGGUUCUGCAUCACCCUCAGCCACCUGAACAGGGCCAUGUACUUCGCCUGCGACAACGUCCUCUGGGCGGGAAAGACGGGGCUCGUCCCCAGCGUGGACCAGGAGAAGUGGAGCCAGAGGUCCUUCAGGUAUUACCUCUUUGCCCUCGUUGUGAACCUGAGCCGGGACGCCUACGAAAUCCGGAUCCUGAUGGAGCGUGAGGCAGGCGGGAAGCGAGCGAAAGGCAACGAGAACGGACGCCUGCUACGGGCUGACAACGGGUUCCAGCAGCUGGGGCUGAGGCUGCAGAUCCAGCUCCGGCUUCUGAUCCAUGUCCUUCGGAACAACCCUCCUCUGCUGCUGGACGUGGUGAAAAACGCCUGCGACCUUUUUAUCCCCCUGGACAAGCUGGGGCUGUACAAAACCAACCCGGGCUUUGUGGGGCUGUGCGGUCUCACCUCCUCCAUCCUCUCCAUCCUCACCAUCCUUCAUCCCUGGCUGAAACUGAAGCCUUAG